AUGGGUGAAUUUGACGUCAAUACGGGUAUCCCACAGGGGUCCCCCCUGUCGCCAAUCCUGUUCUUAUUCUUCAACGCGGAUCUCAUCGAGCAGAUAAGUGCUGAGUGCCCAGAAGUGUUCAUGAUAGGCUAUAUCGACGACAUCUUUACUAUGGCGUUUGGGAAUUCUGCAGCAGCCAAUUGUCGUACCCUCACCAAAGCACACCAGGUGGCAGAGCGCUGGGAGAGGACUCACGCUUCAAAGUUCGCGGCAGCCAAAUAUCAACUAGCCCACUUUUGGCGGAAGUACCAAUCAGUGCCAAUGCCACAGGGUAGGCUGGAUGUGCCUCUCAUAAUCAAGGGAGUGGAAAUCAAGCCUGUGGACUCGAUCAAAUAUCUCUGGGUCUAUCUGGAUACCCACCUCACCGGGGAAGUGCACGUACAGGAGAUGAGAAAGAAGGCUGCAAAACUGGUGGCGGGAUUAAGCUCAAUCGCAGGAUCGACAUGGGGAACGCCCCUGGUUCAUCUAUGGAAAAUAUACACGGCUGUUCUCCAGCCACAGAUCAUGUACGCGUGCUUCACGUGGUACAUACGAGGUGGAAGAGGCUUCACUGGUGCGCAACGGGCUGCAGAGCAAGCUAUCGGAUUGAUCCAGGAUCAGGCUCUUCACCGGAUAUCUGGCGCUUUUAAACGUACGUCACGACAGGCCCUAGAGGUCUGCAUCCAUGUGUCACCUGCAGAGCUCACGCUCGCAAAGCUGGCUGAGGAGGCAUGCCUGCGGAUCAUGACCUCACUGCUUCGAUCUACACUUUACCAUGUACGUGGCCAAGCCCACCGUAACGACCCAUACACGUCGCCACUUCAUCGACUGGAAACAGCUAUCAACCGCAAACUUGGACGCGAUACUACUCAACGUAUUGAGACGAUCUACCCCUUUGUAGUGCCACCAUGGUGGGAGCCACCAGAAGCAAGGAUUGACAACACCCGUGAGGAGGCUAUCAAGGCUAUUGAGGCAACCUCAAGAACAGAUACAACAGUGCAGUUCUUUACCGACGGAAGGGAGCUGGAGGGAAUCGACGCGGCACUGGAAAUCCUACUCCGAAGCCAGCCACGCAAUGACAACCUACACGAAGCCACGAUCUACACAGAUAAUCAAGCCGCGAUACGUGCCACGUGCCAGUCAGAGAGGUCUUCCGGGCAGUAUAUCCUUCGACGGAUUGUACGACACCUGGGCCUCCUACGCAACAACCGAUCCCGAUGGCGCGUACGACUACAGUGGGUGCCAGGCCACGAAGGGGUCCCAGGCAACGAGAAAGCAGACCAACUUGCAAAGUUGGCUGCAGUUGAGGCGACACAGCGUACACGGGAGAACGCCCGGAUAGCCAGGAUCAAUACACCCAACCAGACUACACCACACGCCGCACGAAUGUCAUAUAUUCCAAAUCAGUCAACUAUCCUUGUUGCAGUGUGUCGCCAGAGGCUACAUGCAGGCCUUGCAAAGUGGUGGAAGGACCAGUGGGAGCAUGCCAAGCAUGGACGGCAUCGCUAUCGGAUAAUCAAAGAGCCAACAAAGAGGUUGUUGCAGCUGCACGAGGGAUUACGACGGGUUUGGAGUUCGGUGUUGAUCCAACUACAAACAGGUAAAUCAGCGCUACGCAGCUUCCUAGCGAGCGUACGGAUCGAGGACUCACCUCAAUGCCAAUGUGGCCUUGGAGAUCAGGAUACGGCCCACGUCCUCGUACGGUGCCCUAUCUAUAUGAACCUGCGUAUGGAGACUCUCUGA
This is a messenger RNA of Talaromyces stipitatus ATCC 10500, 1761 nucleotides long. RefSeq lists its product as uncharacterized. The transcript has 2 exons. Gene Ontology annotation, molecular function: nucleic acid binding; RNA-DNA hybrid ribonuclease activity. Lineage: Eukaryota; Fungi; Ascomycota; Eurotiomycetes; Eurotiales; Trichocomaceae. The record is from RefSeq and is a predicted model, not a curated record. Bases 1 to 1761 code for a protein of 586 amino acids.